AUGGGUUCCUUUGUCACUGUGGUUGCCGUAUUGGACACCCCAGACCGAGUUCUCAUGUGUCUGGUGGACCUUGUGAGGAAGGCCAGGAGUCGGAACAUGGGCACGUUCCACCCCUCCUUCGACAUGACCAAAUGCCUUCGAGACGGGCUCCACGCGGAGCUCCCCCACAACGUCCACCAGCUGGUCUCUGGCAAGCUGUACAUCUCACUCACCCGGGUGUCUGAUGGCGAGAACGUGCUGGUGUCGGACUUCCAGUCCAAGGAUGAAGUUGUGGAUGCUGUGCUGUGCUCCUGCUUCAUCCCUUUCUUCUCUGGCUUAAUCCCUCCUUCCUUCAGAGGCGUGCGAUAUGUGGACGGAGGACUGAGCAACAACGUGCCUUUCCUGGACUCCAGGUCCACCAUCACGGUGUCACCCUUCUAUGGAGAGCAUGACAUCUGCCCCAAGGUCAAGUCCACCAACUUCCUCCACCUGAACGUCACCAACCUCAGCCUCCGCGUCUGCAAGGGGAACGUCCACCUCCUGUCCAGAGCACUCUUCCCUCCUGGUCCCAAGGAGAUGGGUGAGCUCUGCUUUCAAGGCUAUGUGGAUGCCUUCCGAUUCCUGGAAGAGAAUGGUACGUGGGGGGCUGUGUGUGCUGGGCCCCAGCCUGGCCUGAGUUUGUCCCCAGAAGAGAUGGAGCCAGAGGACCAUGAGCCCUGCGUGGAUAAGGGAGGCGUGGAGGGGGAGGAGCCUCUGGACCCCCUGCAGCUCAGCGUCGUGGCCUGGGAUGAGGCUUUGUUUGGGAGCCUCUCCCCCAGGCUUACCACAGCCCUGAGUGAAGCCAUGAAGGACAGGGGUGGGUACCUGAGCAGGCUCUGCAACCUGUUACCCGUGCGCAUCCUGUCCUAUGCCCUGCUGCCCUGCACCCUGCCGGUGGAGUCUGCCAUCGCCACUGUCCGCAGACUAGUGACAUGGCUCCCGGAUCUGCCCGAGGACAUCCAGUGGCUGCACUGGGCCACUUCCCAGGUCUGCGCUCGAGCCACCACAUGCCUGCUCCCUUCUUUCAGAUCCCCAGUGUCGUGGAGUGGCCAGCACGGGCCCCGCGUGGAGCCCCGCACAGACCGGCAGGCGACGCUGCGCCCCUGCACAGCUCCCUUCACCCGGGAAGCUCUGCCAGGUGGGAGGCACAUAUCCUCCUGCUGCUCCAACCAGGAGCCGCUCGGCUUCUGUGCCUGCCCCGGGCAGCCGAAUGACCCUGACUCCCUGGGACCCCAGAACCUUCAUACAUCCCCCAUAACAGUGUCCAAACUCGCCAGGUACCAGCGUCCACUCUCCCCAGAUCCCAGUGUCCACACUCCACAGAAUUCAGGAUUCACAUUCCCUCAAUCCCAGUGA
Dipodomys ordii (Ord's kangaroo rat) is the source of this 1374-nucleotide messenger RNA. RefSeq names its product patatin-like phospholipase domain containing 3 (gene Pnpla3). Lineage: Eukaryota; Metazoa; Chordata; Mammalia; Rodentia; Heteromyidae. The record is from RefSeq and is a predicted model, not a curated record. Bases 1 to 1374 code for a protein of 457 amino acids. Gene Ontology annotation, cellular component: membrane; cytoplasm; lipid droplet. Gene Ontology annotation, biological process: triglyceride catabolic process; lipid homeostasis. The transcript is spliced from 11 exons. Gene Ontology annotation, molecular function: triacylglycerol lipase activity.